CAAAGGCAUCUGCGAGGCUACCAUGUUGGGGUCCUCGCUGAAACACAUUUUCAGCAUGGCGGCCUCCGUAGCAGGGUUGCUUAAACCUUGGACACCGAGCGUGGUCCUGGUUAGAUGGAGCAGAUAUAACCCUUACUACCUGGAGCCAGAGGUGAGGAGGGAGGCAUACAGCCGUCCUGAGGCAGAGCUGAGCACUGAGGAGCAGGAGGAGCGCAAGCUCAAAGAGCUCCGACCCAUAAAAGCAGCGACCUGCAGCACCACCAGCUCAGUCUUUGAUGACCCACUUAUUAGUAAAUUUGUCCGAAUGAUCAUGACGGACGGGAACAAGGUUUUAGCCAGAGAGAUCAUCACCCAGACAUUGGAAAACAUAAAAAGGAAACAAGUGGAAAAAUAUCACAAAUCUCCAGCAGGGAAGAAAGAGGAGAUUGAAUGUAAUCCCUACACCAUCUUCCAUACAGCACUGGAGAACUGUAAGCCUGUUGUUGGGCUGGCGAGCAUACAGAAAGGUGGAAAGUCCUACCAGGUGCCCAUCCCGCUUACAGACAACCGACGCCGGUUCCUCGCCAUGAAAUGGAUGAUCACAGAGUGCAGAGAAAACAAACACAGGCGCACCCACAUGUAUGAAAAACUCUCCCAAGAACUAUUGGCCGCCUUUGAAAAGGAAGGCAAUGUUAUCAAGAAGAGGCAUGAGCUGCACAAGAUGGCCGAAGCCAACCGAGCCUAUGCCCACUACCGCUGGUGGUAGCCGCUGGCCCUUCAGGAUGGAACCUGCUGCUCAAUGAGCACUUAUGGCUGUUUUGUAAAUACUGAAAAUGACUAAACACUUUUUUGUAUUCAGAAAACAUGCAGUGAGGAAUAAACAGCUGAUAAAUACAAAAUAACUGCUAAUUAUAGUAAGAAUGGAAAAAAAGUAUUUAUUCAAACAAAAUCCUUGGAAUUGCUGUACAAACAAUAAAAACAAAUGUAAAAGUGUUGUAACAUUAUAAUAAAUCUGAGGUACAUGA
This is a messenger RNA of Oryzias latipes (Japanese medaka), 1004 nucleotides long. RefSeq names its product mitochondrial ribosomal protein S7 (gene mrps7). Lineage: Eukaryota; Metazoa; Chordata; Actinopteri; Beloniformes; Adrianichthyidae. The record is from RefSeq and is a predicted model, not a curated record. Gene Ontology annotation, biological process: translation.